This is a messenger RNA of Malassezia restricta, 1926 nucleotides long. RefSeq lists its product as uncharacterized. Lineage: Eukaryota; Fungi; Basidiomycota; Malasseziomycetes; Malasseziales; Malasseziaceae. The record is from RefSeq and is a predicted model, not a curated record. The coding region runs from base 1 to 1926 and encodes 641 amino acids. The transcript has 3 exons.
AUGCCGGCCCACAGCUCGUCUAGACAAGCUUCAUUAUCAGAGCAUGAUCGCUUGCUACCGUCAGAAGACUUCAACGACGUUGCAGCCGAUCUGCUUGCGUUUGAAAGCAGUAGUGGUUCCGAGUACGAUGACGUUGAUAUCGAUGGCGAAGCGGAGCGGGCUCUUGAUCAUCACCGGAUACCUUGGAUUCUCCAGCAAAAUCAGAUGCCGCCUUCACCUCAGCUAGAUUCCAGGCAAGAAUAUCAAUCAUGGCCUGAACAAGACGCACCGUCCAAACCAGCACUUCGAUUGCCGUUUUCCUGGAAUCCGGAGUGGUUCUUGAGUAGCGGCAAUGUGUUCUGGGGCUUUCAUCGACAGCGUCGCCGGCCUGCAUCCAGAUAUGGUACUCUCAACCAUUCUUUAUCUUGGCCGUCACCAGCGCAUUUCGCGCAGCAGCGUGAUACUUCGCGGCCUUUACGUCCUGUGGGAUUCAGGUCCCAAGGCAUGUUACGUCCAGCGCAAAGCCAAGACUCUUUACAGCAAGCAAGGCCGCUAUCUCCUGCUUUAAGCCGUCCUCGUGCUGCGUUGGAGCAUGCAUUCAGGCCGACAAGUAAAGUAAUCGACGAUCUACUCAAUCAUGGGCCCCGUCGCGUUUUGGUGCUUACCUGGAUUCCUGUCUUAUUAGUGCUGUGUUGGUGCGGGGUUCCUUUUCCAGCGCAUGGGAAUGAGCCUAUGAAAAAUGACGCUGCCUUUUGGUUCUUUUUGGUCUGGUACUUUGGCAUCUAUGUUGCCGUGGCCUUGGUUUUCAUAACGCAGCUUUUUACACUGUACCGCCUGAAUUGGUGGCCUCGUGCCAUCGGCGCUCGCGUCUCUUAUGCCUUUUUUUGGGUAAUGAGCUUGUUUUGUGGAUACAUUAUUCACAAGUGCACGCCAUCGCGUCCUCAAGACGAUCCCUCGUCGAUCGCGCGCCCGGAUAAUCAAGAGUGGCAGCUCAAGACAGAAUGGGUCUUACUCACGUUUGCUACCAUGUCCAUGCCCGCCUUGGUGUGUCUGAUGGGUCUUCGCCGCAGUGGGCGGCAACAUUAUCGCCCUGCUAUGACAGACGUACAAAAGCCUUUUGCAUCUAUCGCGGAAACAGCAUGGCGUAUACCAUCAUCGUAUCGCCGAUUCUUGUGGUUCAUGUGCAGCUUGGGUCUCUCCCUCGUAACACUCUUGGCAGGACAAGUCUACACCAUUGUGUUUAUGCGCACAUUGCCACAUAGUGGCGCGGACGGCACGCUUUACGUGGCGUUCUGGAUGCUCACAGUCCACAUUCUGAGCGCUCUGGUACAAUGGAUCAUGUCUGAAAAAGUACGCAGUCGAGCAUUGCUAUUUGCCUUCAAGUUCUACUACUUCUUGGUGUACUUCAUCUUUUAUCGGAAUCUCUUUGCCCGACUUCGCAGCUUUGACCAAUUUGCGCUAGUGCAGCUCUUGAGCUCUACCUGGGUAUGCCUGUGGUACCCUUUCUGCAUGUCGCAGACAUGGCUGCGUACUCUUAAUCUCUCCAGCUCACGUCCGAUAUCCCACGACAUGCAUGUGAAAAAAAUAAGCUUGUACUUUUAUCUGCGGACCGUGGCCCAGCACACCACGAUGCUGGCCUUUCUCGGUUGGCUCUCUCUACUUCAUUUUGGCAUCAAUCAACCACUAUAUCCAUUUUUUGCAUUCGACGACGACGAUUCGUAUAAUUAUCGACUCACUAUAAUUGGCUCCCUCGCCAUUUGGGCCUCGGAGAUGGCUUCUAAUUUCCUUACGACGCUGCUGUGCCGCGCUGUGUAUCGUGUGCAUAUGGCAGAUCUAGGUCUGACUGAGAUGCGGCUAUAUCCUGAGCUCGUACCAACGCUAGUAUGGAUAAGUCUUCAUGUGCUCAUGAAUAUGCUCUUUUUCUUGAUUAAACUUGACGUCACCUAG